UGCUAGUACCUACCUGUUGCUCGCUGGUGAAGGUUGUGUGUUUUGUUACCUGCUCUAAAAUCUCACUUUACUCUUUUUUCUAUUCUUCUAUACUCAGAAGAGGAGAAAAAAAAUGAAACGUGCCGAUCAUCAGUGUUAAAAGCUUAUAAAACCCAAAAACGAAAAUGUACCCUUAAAUGCCCGAGGAAUUUUGAAAAUUCCCUAUCACUCGAUCACUUCUCAACGGAGCAAUUACUUAUUCAUUCUAUACUAUUUAGAUAUAAAUGAUCGUGAAUAGUUUCAGUGUGACUGUGUGCGUUUGUCUAGUGUUAAUAUGUGACUCAAAACCGUGUAAAUCUAUAAGCGAUCGAUUAAUAAAAGACUGAAUCGAUUCGCAUCACACUUCAGAGAUAAAUGAGUGAACUUAGCCAUGUAUGGAGAUAUUUGAUAUUUAUUCUUUUUUCAUACACGGAGAGAAUAUACUCUAUGUUUAGUGGAAAUUAAAUUGAAAAUUUUGGUACCUCGACAGACUUAGUGCCUCAGUUGCUUGGGAUGUUCGACGAGCUUGCACGAAGGGGGAAUGGCUACUCGAAUCAUGUAGUCCUGCCAUCAUCCUGCAACAUACCAGCAGCCCUGCAAAAACGUCUCAGCUUGGUCUCACAAUCUCAUCGUGAAUCCAUAUUGGGUCCUUUGUGCUCUUCCGAAUCCAUGAUCAACAACUCCAAUUGGGAAGAAGUUACGAACGAAAUGGAGUCUGAUAAACCCCUAGAUGGCUCGAAUCAGUUGAACCAAGAAGCACCAUCGUCCAAGAAGAUUGAUAAGAAUGAUGACACUGUUCAAUCUCAGACAACACUCAAGGAGCGCUCUGUCUCCGACGACAAGUCACUCUAUCAUCGUGAAAAUAAUGAUUUGACGGCACUUCGUUACAGCAGACAUCGCAGAACGGGAAGUCGGCCAUUAUCCGGAAGUUCCAUUGCUUCCAGUACAUCAUCGAGUGGCUGCAGUAAUCAGGAAAAUACCUGUCCUGCUAAUCCCUGUUUGACCUCUGUCGAAUCACUCGCUGACACUUGUGCCAGUUCUCAAGGCUCAGGGGACAGUGGUGUGGUUGUAACAGUUUCUGAAGCCAGUUGUCGAAUUGAAGCUGCCAAUAGUAUAAAUAAUAAUCCCCUGUUACAUCACAGGCCUCGAUAUUGUGAUCCCCAUCGGAAUCCCGUGGAAAGAGUUCUCGUUGAAAUUGUAGAUACUGAAGCUAUUUAUGUUGAACACCUUCGACAAGUCAUUCAAGGAUAUCUUAUAUUUUGGCGAGACGAUCCAGCUUCUCUAGUACAUCAUUUGCAACUUAACGAUUUAUUUAGCAAUAUUGAAGAUAUUUUCGAAUUUAAUAGGCAAUUUCUUACCGAAAUAGAAAAUUGUGGAUUAGAUCCAAUUUGCGUAGCAAAUACCUUUAUUAAACACAAUUCAGGAUUUAAAGUCUAUACCGAGUAUUGCACAAAUUAUCCAAGGACGGUUUCAGUAUUAACGAAACUUAUGAGUCAAGAGGAAUUAGCGAGUGCUUUUAAAGAACGACAAGCGGCACUGGACCAUGCUUUACCCCUCGGAGCAUAUUUGUUAAAACCAGUUCAAAGAAUUUUAAAGUACCAUCUACUUCUAAAGAAUUUAUCAAAAGAGUAUGGUGCUGGUUAUUAUGACAAAGAAAACCAGACUGAAGGCAGCAAAGCAAUUGAAGGUGCACUAGAGGCGAUGAACGGUAUUGCGGAUCAUAUCAAUGCUAUGCAAAAGAAACACGAACACGCUGUGCGAGUUCAAGAAAUACAGUCUCUAUUGUAUGGCUGGACAGGUCCUGAUUUAACAACGAGUGGUGAAUUGGUCGCGGAAGGGAGAUUUCGUAUGAGAGGAGCUAAAGCUCCAAGGCACGCUUUCUUAUUCGAGAAAAUGCUUCUCCUCACCAAAAAGAAGGAAGACGGUCUACUCGUUUACAAAACUCACAUUAUGUGUUCAAAUCUUAUGUUGAUUGAAAGUAUUCCUGGUGAACCUUUCAGCUUUCACGUCAUCCCUUUUGAUAAUCCGCGAUUGCAGUAUACAUUACAGGCGCGAAAUUUAGAACAAAAGAGAGAAUGGACUCUACAGAUAAAAAGCGUAAUUUUAGAGAAUUAUAAUGCUGUGAUACCUUCACAUGCGAGACAGUUGGUCUUGCAACUUGGGCAGAGGCAAUCUGAAGAAGACUGUAGCACGGUAGACAAAGUCUUAGCAAAGAAGCAAUAUUCAUCACCUCCAGAAUAUUUAGAGAAGCGGAAGCAAGAGAGGGAGAGGAGGAGAUCUGAGACUGGUGUUAGACAAAAAUUAAAGAAGGGAAGAAAAAUGGAUGAAAAUUCCUCCCUCUCGAACCACACUGAAGAAACUGGAUCCAGAGAACAAAGUCUCAACAGAUCGUGCGAUACUCGUGCCUCGAAAGUCAAGGAUCGUUUCACAAGUUGGAGAAGGAAAUCCGAACCAGGUUUUCAAUCUUACAUUAGUUUGAACAUGUCCGACGAGGAACAAAAGGAAGAUCGAGUCGACACUGAAUUUGGAAAUGCAGAGAGCGAUUGCACUGUUGUCACGAAUGAAGACGACACUUCGACAAUUAAUUCUGAAAAUAAUUCCUCAAUUUCCGAGACCAAAGAUACAAAUGAUCAGCAACCUCAACCUCAAACGGUGGAAGAAAUAGUUGGUCAUAUUCUCAUGCAAAAUGAAGAAUUCCAAAAGCUUAUCGAGAAGCAAAGAACUAGUAAUCUCAUGAAUGUGAGACAACAACGCUUCAACAAAUGUAUAUCCGUCGACAGUUCCGAUGAAAGUGAUACCGAAAAUACCAACUACUCGCAAGACUCCACAAAUAAUCGAAAUACUCGUUUGCGAAACUCUUGCACUCGACGUGAACAAAGAUUCGUCCGCACGAAUAAUGUCUGGAAUUCUCUCUCCUCCAUGCCUCAGCGUGUUAGUCCAUCUCUUCGAUUGCGUUACGAUAAUUUUCGAUCCACCGAGGACAAACAUCAAGAUCAAAAAAAGACAAAUCGUAUUCAGGAAAAAAGAGCCAUUUUCGAAGCAUUCAAGCGGCAGAGUAUCGUCACCGAGAGUAAAAUUAUCAAAACUGCACUUCGAAUACGAGAAAAUUCAACUUCAAGUGUUGAGGAAAAUCAAAAGGAAAAAACCAUUGAAUCGACGAAAAGUGAAACUAACAGUAAUUACGAGGCAGUCGUCACGGAAAAUGUCGAACCAAAAGGCUUUGAAAACUAUGAUAAUUUACAUAAUGUUUGGGAAAGUUUGAAAGAUGUUAAAGAUCAAGAAGGAAAUGACAGUCCAACGAGGCCGGCAGUUUGGCUAACGAAGCUUUGUGAAGGUUUACCGGUCUCGCCGCAAAAAAGCGGAUCGUUACCCCGUAGUUUCCAAAUCAGUCCAACGUCUUGUCUCCAUCCAACAAAACCGCGAUUUCUACAGCGUGACGGUAAACCAAUGAGCGAACGUCCUUUUACAAUCGCUUCUGAUAAACCAGCCGAGAUCAACUUGGAGGAUAUGGAAAGAUACGCUUCUACUUGUCAAACGGGAGGACGAAUCGCCAAGUUUCCUACUUCUGUCUCAACUUCGUCAACCAACUUCUUCUGCUCGCUUCACGACUCAAUGACUGAUGCCUAUUCUGAAUUGCACGUCGCUCCUACCAUCACCAAUGUGCAUCCGGAUCAUAAAAUUUACAGGCCCAAUGGAACUGGAACCAUAUCAUUGAAAAAUGUUCUAUCCAAAGCCGGAAGUAGAUUACAAGGUCUGAGAUCUACAGCUAGUAGCGAAACAUUAGAGUACAGUGACGAAUUGGAAAGAACGAAGUUCUAUCGAUCAAUGAAUGGCGGCAAAUCGAAAAAAAAGUACAAAUUCAAAUCAUCCCGAGAAUCUUCAUCAGACGUUGAGGAAAUGGUUAGUCCCACAUCAAAUGGUGCAAGAGUCUCAAGGAGUCAUUUGCUUUACUACAAACAGGGAAGUUCCAGUUUGGGAGCUCGCAUUGCUCAAUCCGAUUAUGCCGAUCCAACAACCCUCUUCUCCGAGAGCAAGCGACUAGAACUCGCCGCCUCUAAACAAAAUCUUGCAGAGAAAAAGGAUUCUACCGAUACCGAGGAGAAAAAAAUCAAAUCCACGAAAGACAAGGAUUUUGAUCAAUGUAAAACAAUAGAUGAAAAAACAGAAAUCAAACAAGAACAAUACAAAAAAUUCGAAAGACAAGAUAGUGAGAUGGAUAGUUUUUAUGAAAGAUCAUUUGAAACAAUAGAAAAUUAUAUUGACGUUGAUGUUGAAGAUGCUUUUCGUGACAGUGCAAUAUUCAGCGACGGUGAAGAUACACUAACAAUUCGAUCAUCUCUCAUCGAAUUCGAUGAAGCGAUAAAUAGAAUGCCAAUAAAAUCGAAAGUCGCUCCUCCAAUACCAGCGAAGAAGAGGUCGGACAUUAAUUCACUGCAAAAUGGAUGCAAUGUCAAGUUGAAACCUGUGGUUAUGCAGAAACCGGAGCAUUUGAAACUUAGGCCGAAAACAUUCAAACCACCCGAUUUAGAAAAAUCGAUAGAUUUAAUCACAAAAUCACCAAUACAAUCGGAAAUAGAAAAAUUAGGUAAUAAUAUUCCUCUGUCAGAAAUCGAAGACUUUGACGAUGUUUCUGCGGGUCAAAGUCAUGCAGGAUGGGUUAAAAAAAUGGUAGGUCAAUUACAAAGUCGAAAUGAUACGUAAUUUCAAUGUUUUUAAGAAUGAUAUGCGAUUAUUACAUGAAUUGCAUAAUCGGAAUAAAUUUUAAUUAAUGAACGAAUAUAAAAGAUUUUAAUUAUGAAAAA
Messenger RNA from Leptopilina heterotoma, 4820 nucleotides. RefSeq lists its product as uncharacterized. The transcript is spliced from 13 exons. The coding region runs from base 532 to 4719 and encodes 1395 amino acids. The record is from RefSeq and is a predicted model, not a curated record. NCBI's taxonomy places the organism in Eukaryota, Metazoa, Arthropoda, Insecta, Hymenoptera, Figitidae. Gene Ontology annotation, molecular function: guanyl-nucleotide exchange factor activity.